AGAAAGUGAAGCGUUGGUUGUUGAUGUCCAUGAGCCCAAAAAUAAUGAAGCGUUACAUACGCUUAUCCACUGCCCACAAAAUCUGGAGUGCUUUGUCCAAAGCCUUCUAUGAUGGAAGUGAUGAGUUGCAAGUUUUCACAUUAAAUCAAAAGGCUUUCACUGCCAGACAAAGCGGUAAGUCUCUUUCAGAAUAUUAUGGUGAAUUGACUGAGAUUUUUUGUGAAUUAGACCAACGUGACAAGGUGUCCAUGAAGGACCCGGAUGAUGUAGAAACAUAUCAAGGGUCUAUUCAACGUCUGCGGGUGCACAUAUUUCUUUCCGGAUUAGAUGGCAUCUUUGAACAGAUUCGUGGAGAAAUUCUGCGUAAAGAACCAAUUCCUGAUUUGGAAGAAUGUUAUGCUUUGGUUCGACGUGAGGCAUUGCGUCAUGCAUCUCUGAAGAUGGAGCCUGAACAUGCUGACAGCUCAGCAAUGGUAGUCCGAAAUCGAUCAACUCAAAAUUGGCAGCAUCGAAGUAAAACAGACCAUGCCAAGACUACCUCUAGUGAUAAAUCUUCUUAUAAAUGCACCCAUUGCAACCAAAAUGGUCAUACAAAAGAUCGUUGUUUCGAGCUUGUGGGAUAUCCUGAAUGGUGGGAUCAUAAUCGGGAUUCAAGAAAGAAGAAUUCCAACAAAAACCCUACUGUGGCUACUAUUGAAUCAAAGUCAGAAGAUUCAGCUAUUGAAAGACAGUCUGCUUUGGUAACAGCUACAAAUUUUGUUGGACAUUCAAACCAGGCAGACGAUUGGUUGUGGUAUUAAGCGAGGGAAAUUGUACUACUUGGACUUGGCGACAAAAAGUAUCAACAAGCUACAACAAGCUUUGAUAGUGGACAGUUUUGAGGAGGAGAAGAAGAAAUCUGAAAUUUGGUUAUGGCAUCGACGUUUGGGGCAUGCUUCUUUUGGUUAUUUGAAAAAGUUUCCUAGUUUGUUUACACAUUGUGAUAUUUCUAGCUUCCGCUGGGAGUUUUGUCAACUAGCAAAAAGCCAUCGUGCUUCA
This is a messenger RNA of Cajanus cajan (pigeon pea), 1038 nucleotides long. RefSeq lists its product as uncharacterized. The record is from RefSeq and is a predicted model, not a curated record. Lineage: Eukaryota; Viridiplantae; Streptophyta; Magnoliopsida; Fabales; Fabaceae.